Molecule: messenger RNA, 624 nt
Organism: Hyaloperonospora brassicae
Lineage: Eukaryota; Oomycota; Peronosporomycetes; Peronosporales; Peronosporaceae
Source: the annotation of a GenBank genome assembly
AUGAUUAAGAAAGAAUUGGAGCCUAUUAUUUCCAAGACCUCCGGCCGUUUGAAGGCUCGUUUCGACGCAUAUGUGGAGGGUCUACCGGGAAGUCAAUUGCGGCCCGAUAGCCAAUUUUUUGACGCGGCCUCCAAGACGGCUCACAUUUGUGACCUAGCCAUUGCGUUUGAAGCUCAGAAGACGGACGAUCCCGCUGGAGGUAACAUGCGUAUUCGUCAUGCGGAGAAGUUGAUGAAGUACCAGCGUGCAAACGAGUUUUUGGAGACGAUGGGAUGGCGAGUGCAAGUUUCUGCUUUGAUUUAUGGAGCUCUGGGAUCGGUUUUGCCCUCCAAUUACAAGGUGUUGACAGAUCAAUUACGAAUUACCAAGAGGAAGGCAAACCAGCUCAAUUACGGAUUUCGUGGGGACCCCAACUUCAACUGGACAACCACGUCGCGCCUCUACGCGCUGGGGUCCACCUCAAGCUUCGAACUCAUCAGCUCCAGUAUCGACACGCCGGACCAGCACUCGGUGGGAACUACCACCAACCUUCCCGCUGGUGCCGGUCUGACGGAUCUGAUGAACAGCGAUGAGAUUGUCAACGACGCUGCUCAAGUUGAUACCGUGGACGACGAGGCUGUUUGA